This is a messenger RNA of Syngnathus typhle (broad-nosed pipefish), 874 nucleotides long. It is a transcript of the gene calca, whose product is annotated as calcitonin/calcitonin-related polypeptide, alpha. The transcript has 5 exons. Bases 60 to 431 code for a protein of 123 amino acids. Gene Ontology annotation, molecular function: calcitonin receptor binding; hormone activity. The record is from RefSeq and is a predicted model, not a curated record. Gene Ontology annotation, cellular component: extracellular region. Lineage: Eukaryota; Metazoa; Chordata; Actinopteri; Syngnathiformes; Syngnathidae.
UCAGCUCAUCGUCAACUGAGCCGCACUUCUAUCAUCCUCCUCCAAUACUGUACCAGCUUAUGGCAAUCAUGAUCACCCAUAAAUUCGGGACUCUUCUUUUAGCUUGUGUGCUGAUCUUUUGUCAGAUGUGCAUCACACAGGCAGCUCCAUCCAGAAGUCGUGAAGACCCCAGUACUGAUGAUGAUAUUAAGAAGUUACUAAGAGCCAUUAAAGAGUUCAUGCAGCUCGCUUCAGAUGAGCAAGAGCGCCAAACAGCUGAUGGGAGCAGCAACAUGCCAACACAGAAGAGGGCGUGCAACACCGCUACCUGCGUCACCCACCGCUUGGCAGACUUCUUGAGUCGUUCCGGCGGGAUGGGCCACCGCAACUUUGUGCCCACCAGCGUGGGGGCGCAAGCCUUCGGCAAACGGAGGCGACGCAGCCCCGAGUGAGCGCACGAGCGUCAACAGGGUCGGACUACCCAAUGGAUUGAAGUGCUGCGUUGUCAUGCCUCCUCAUCAAACAUAUGGACUGAUGUUUUCUGUUCUCGGACCAUUGCUGCUGUUCAUUGUUAGCCUAUAGUUAAAACCACAUACGUAAAUUAUACUGAUAACAUGAUCAGAAUGAGCAUUAAAGACAGCGGAUGAACUGUUCAUCUUGUAGCUCAAGUGACCUCCUGACCCUAUGUGAGCAGUAUCGUGUGUCAUACUUCUAAGUUUACCUUGAAACCAACUAUAGUGUGGCUGUCCAGUGCCUUCAAAUAAAUCAGUGCCAUCGUAUUUCAUCGUGCAAACUGCAAAUGUUACGCUAAAACCUGUGUUUAUGACUGACUAUGUCAGAUGAUCUCUGUAAUGAUUGAGAGCUGAAAGCUGUAAUAAAUUGUAUUUUAGCUACA